GCGCAGCGACGGCGGCGGCGGCGGCGGCGCGGUUGCUAUUCGGAGACGUUGAGACGCCUCUGCGGCAGCUGGUGGCGCAGGUGGCUUGCGUGGACGCGGGCAGAGGCGGCCGGCCCGCCACCGCAGCCUCAGCGCCCGCGGCCCCGGCAGGUGAGCGGGCGGCGGGGACUCGCCCCGCCCCCCCCCUCCGGUGGCCUCACUCCUGGCUGUAGCGGGGAAGUGGCCGCGGCCCGCCCGGGAGCAGAGGCGCGUCGGGACACCCCGAGGCAUCCUCCCCCUCCCGCCGCCGCGGGAGCCUCGGCUGCCGUCCGCCUUCCCGCAUCCCCUCGCAGUCCGCACCGUCACACCUCCUCCCUGUGCUCGGACCCCCGGCCUCGGCCCCGAAACAUGACUCGCGAUUUCAAACCUGGGGACCUCAUCUUCGCCAAGAUGAAAGGUUACCCUCAUUGGCCAGCUCGAGUAGAUGAAGUUCCUGAUGGAGCUGUAAAACCACCCACAAACAAACUACCCAUUUUCUUUUUUGGAACUCAUGAGACUGCUUUUUUAGGCCCAAAGGACAUAUUUCCUUACUCAGAAAAUAAGGAAAAGUACGGCAAACCAAAUAAACGAAAAGGCUUUAAUGAAGGUUUAUGGGAGAUAGAUAACAAUCCGAAAGUGAAAUUUUCAAGUCAACAGGCAUCAACUAAACAAUCAAAUGCGUCAUCUGAUGUUGAAGUUGAAGAAAAAGAAACUAGUGUUUCAAAGGAAGAUACUGACCAUGAAGAAAAAGCCAGCAACGAGGAUGUGACUAAAGCAGUUGACAUAACCACUCCAAAAGCUGCCAGAAGAGGGAGAAAGAGAAAGGCAGAAAAACAAGUAGAAACCGAGGAGGCAGGAGUAGUGACUACAGCAACAGCAUCUGUUAAUCUAAAAGUGAGUCCUAAAAGAGGACGACCUGCAGCUACAGAAGUCAAGAUUCCAAAACCAAGAGGCAGACCCAAAAUGGUAAAACAGCCCUGUCCUUCGGAGAGUGACAUGGUAACUGAAGAAGACAAAAGUAAGAAAAAGGGGCAAGAGGAAAAACAACCUAAAAAGCAGCUUAAAAAGGAUGAAGAGGGCCAGAAGGAAGAAGAUAAGCCAAGAAAAGAGCCAGAUAAAAAAGAGGGGAAAAAAGAAGUUGAAUCAAAAAGGAAAAAUUUAGCUAAAACAGGGCUUACAUCAACCUCUGAUUCUGAAGAGGAAGGGGAUGAUCAAGAAGGUGAAAAGAAGAGAAAAGGUGGAAGAAACUUUCAAACUGCUCAUAGAAGGAAUAUGCUGAAAGGCCAACAUGAGAAAGAAACAGCAGAAAGAAAACGCAAGCAAGAGGAACAAAUGGAAACUGAGCAGCAGAAUAAAGAUGAAGGAAAGAAGCCAGAAGUUAAGAAAGUGGAGAAGAAGCGAGAAACAUCAAUGGAUUCUCGACUUCAAAGGAUACAUGCUGAAAUUAAAAAUUCACUCAAAAUUGAUAAUCUUGAUGUGAACAGAUGUAUUGAGGCCUUGGAUGAACUUGCUUCACUUCAGGUCACAAUGCAGCAAGCUCAAAAACACACAGAGAUGAUUACAACACUGAAAAAAAUACGGCGAUUCAAAGUUAGUCAGGUUAUCAUGGAAAAGUCUACAAUGUUGUAUAACAAGUUUAAGAACAUGUUUUUGGUUGGCGAAGGAGAUUCUGUGAUCACACAAGUGCUGAAUAAAUCUCUUGCCGAACAAAGACAGCAUGAGGAAGCAAAUAAAACCAAAGAUCAAGGGAAGAAAGGGCCAAACAAAAAGCUAGAAAAGGAACAAACAGGUUCAAAGACUCUAAAUGGAGGAUCGGAUGCUCAAGACAAUAAUCAACCACAACAUAAUGGAGACAGCAAUGAAGAAAGCAAAGACAACCACGAGGCCAGCAGUAAGAAAAAGCCAUCCAGUGAAGAGAGAGAGACUGAAAUAUCUCUGAAGGAUUCUACACUAGAUAACUAGGUUGACAUACCUGGAAUAUAAAGAACAUUUGAGAAGUUUGUAAUGGUUUUCAUUCGAAAUAUUUAGACUGCUGAAAGUUUUAAAUUUUUAUAAGCAUAGGUUUUGAUGUUUAAAACUUGUUUUGAGGGAGAAAUCUCCUUAUCUUUGUUUAAAAGUGACUAAACAUUGCUGAUUGUACUUGUGCAGUAUUAACAGCUACAUUAUACAGUAAAUGUGAGGGAAAGUCCAUUUUAGGAAAUGUUAAACUGCUUUUCCAGACAUUGGUUGUAGUAUAUUUUCAAUUAGUGUGUGUAUGUAAUUGAUAGUAGAAAAAGGUUACAUUUUUAAAACUGCUACUUGUAUAAACCUUUCCUCUUUUCCCAAAUACUGUGGGUUUUGUGCAUAGUUUUUACAAAUCUUGGAUUUACCAGACUGUCUUUUCAUUGUUUGUGGGUUUUGUAGAAGUUAAUCAUUUUUACGGUAGAUAAAAUGUUACUUCUAUACAAGUAUUCACUCCCUCCCUUUUAUCAAAAGUUAAUUUUAAUCGCAGUCUACAUUGUGCUACAUUAUCCUGCUGCUUUGUAACAAUGUGUGGUCUGUAUGCCUUUUUGUAUGACAACUAGAUAUCCAACUGACGUUGAACUGUUCUACGGGGUACAAAACUCAUGUUAACUUUUGAAGGUAAUUUAGUUUUGUGGCUGGGAAUUCAGUGAAGUCACAUGAGUUUCCUGCAGCGUGCAGGAGUAUAUAUAGGAAUGAAUCUGGCUUUAGGGUUCAACCAUUUAAGAUCCUUUACAGGCACUAGUAGCUGAAACUGAAAACUAAAUGAUAAAAGUUUAUUUUUGAGAAAUGUCUCGAGUUUCUGAAUUUUUUAAAAAGUCACACAUUAAAGAAGUCACUAAGUAUUUUUUUAAUUGGAAAAAAUGCAAUCCAUAAUACUUUUGCAGUAAAUAAAAGUAAAUACUAUAUAAGGAAACUAACCCAUUUGAAAACAUGGCUAUACCAGAAGGGAAUUUUUAUUUCUAUGUCAUACAUGUGACAGGAUUGCAAAAAGUGGAAACACAGUAGACAAAAGUAAAGGAGUUGUCUGUAUAUUCAUGGAUACGGACUAAAUCAGGGUGAACCAAGGUUAACACAAAAUUUAAGGGUAACUUAGCAUUUCUAAGGUAUUUUGAAUACUAGGUCAGUUGGUGGUUUGCAGUAGCUUAAAAAGACACUUCUCAUGUUUAGAAACUGAAUAUGGGGAAAAGGCUUAAUUACCAGUGUUUGCAUGUGACAUGCAUCUUAUGCUUUGACCUCUCGAGUAGUUGUUUUCAUCUACAGAUGAAAAGUUUGAAACAUUUCAGUAAUUGGGAGUUUUGCUUUUGAGAGGUCUUACAAUGGAACUAGGACCCACUGUUUUGAGGGAACUCUUGCUAUUAUAUCUGUUUGGUCCUUAAUACAAUUUAAAUUUGGACAGAUUUAUUCUAGUUAAGCCAUAAGUGUCAACAUGUAAACUUGUUUUGAUUAAAGAAUUUUUCUAUCAAA
This is a messenger RNA of Globicephala melas (long-finned pilot whale), 3486 nucleotides long. It is a transcript of the gene PSIP1, whose product is annotated as PC4 and SRSF1 interacting protein 1. The record is from RefSeq and is a predicted model, not a curated record. Lineage: Eukaryota; Metazoa; Chordata; Mammalia; Artiodactyla; Delphinidae.